GCUCUCUUUAUCAGAAUCUCUCAAUGUCUUCUUCUUGAUUUGCCCAAAGAGAAGUGAGGUGCAGCAAAAACAACAAGAACGAGCAGCAGUGACUGUUAUAAGAUCUCUGUGUUUAAAAUCACUUCGAUUCGAAGCCAGUCAAAAAUGGUCCAUCGGCGCGACAUGAACCGUCAGCAGCAUCCGCAGCCGCAGCCCUGUUAUCCUCAGUAACCGAACUCGCAAAACGUGUGCGUAUGUGUGACAACAGCGUUGUUGUCACGUUUUCAGUUAUUCAAACAUGGAUAUUUUGCUGUUGUCAAAAUAAAAAGAGCGCCACCAGAAGAAGAAGCAAUAAUCCCCAAUAAGCAACAUACCGACAAGACAAGAACACAACACAAAAAUAUUUCCGUUAAAUAAACGACAACAAAACAACAACAAUCAAAUGCAUAAUUAUGAUGGAUUACCUGUUUUGUUCCAAAGGAGCAUCUGCAUAUGUGCGGAACUUUAAAUGCAAGUUACAAUUGCAUUAACAUAAAAGGUUUUGGAAAACAACUCAAGCUAUGCAUUCUCUAUCCGUCGAACUAUAGAAUCGGUAAUUAAACUUUACAAUAAAUAAGGCAUCAAUCAAACUGGCGUCGUUAAAGGGAAAUAACGACCAUACUUGCAAUUACAAUAAUUAUAUAAUGUGGAGUAGUACAAUAUCACCAACAAAUUCUAAGAAGCUAUUGAUCGGUAGUAUACGAAGCGUUGAUUAUGUCGGUGAUAGUGCGAAAACAGCAGCAGCCAAUAAUAAGACAGCAGCAACAGGAGCAGCUACAAAAGGAUCAGCGACAAAAUCACAACAAAAACCAACAACAGCAACCACCAUUCCAGCGAAUACAACAAAAAUCUCAAUUGAAAUGGAGAUACAUAUACAAAAUAAGUGCAUUUCGGCAUAGCGUAUCACUCUGGAGGGUGGUGGAGAGCCGCCAUGGCUGCAGGGCCCCCUUAAAGCAGCAUUUUUGGGGGCUACUGGCGUCGGCAAAACAAGCAUAUUACAGCAAUUUUUUUACCAUGACUUCCCAAAGACUCAUCAGACGACAACUCAUCGCAAAAUUUAUAAAAACUGUCUGGUGUGCGAUACCUGCAUACGGGAGCUGAUGGUACUGGAUGUUCCUCCCCAGAAGAGAUUUCCGGCUGAUAACUUUGCUGAAUGGAAUAAUGGACAUCCGCUGGGGCUGCGAACGGUGCACGCCUAUGUUCUAGUUUAUGAUAUGGGCAAUUUGGAAACGUUUCAGUAUUGCCGCUCCAUUAGAGAUCAAAUCUUGGAUAGUUUCAGUCAUCGUGAUUUUAGCAUAAUUGUGGUGGGCAAUAAAUAUGACAAUGUUUCUGAAGCCCAGGCUAACUCGCAGGAGCUCAAGGACAUUUCUACGCUGGUGCGUAAGCAUUGGCGUUGUGGAUAUGUAGAGUGUUCGGCACAAUACAACUAUAAAAUCGGCGACGUUUUUCGCGAGCUAAUGGGCUGCAGAAGCGGUGGCGUCAGCGGCACAACUGUCGGCGUUCUUGUUGGCACUGAGUACUCACAAUCGACUAGAAAUAAAGGACGCUGCACAAUACUCUAGCAAAUGCUGAAUAAGUUAUUUAAACAAGCAUUUUAUUCUAGAGAAUAAUACCCAAGCGAGUGUUUCAGCUGAGCUGGGACGUGCCGAUGAUUCCGCAUUCUCUUUAGCAUAGUAACUGAGAGCUAACUACGUCAACAAUAAUGGCCCCUUUCAAGCGCUUACUGAUGCAUCUUUUAGCAUACGCUUAUAUAUGUAUUUAUUUAUAUAUACAAUAUAUUUUGUUGCCGACACACUUUGCAGGUUAGCUCAUGCCCUCUAUCUUUGCCUCACCUUAUUCUUGUUGGCCAUUGUGUCCUUGCUUUUGUUUUUCCAUAAUUUGAACAUUAUGCUCGCUCCUUUAUUUGAUCCAACAUUUAUUCCAUCCUUGCUUAUUGUGACUCUGAGCUGCAUCGCUAGCAACCUUUGAUACAUUCACAAUUGCAAUGUUAAGUCUCAAAGUUGUAUGUCGGAAACUAUAGGAACAUUUACAAAAACAAGAAAUUCUAAACGUUACAAUUGUUAAAAAUCUGCUAAUGGAAAGCUUGAAUUAUAUUAUAUUAUUUUUUGUACGUAAUAGGCAAUUAAUCCCACCAUAAUUUACAAUACAUUUUACGAAUAAAUAUUGUUAACACAACAGGAGCGAUAAAAUAAAAAUCCAUCAAUAUAAAUUGUAUACUUAUACAUUAGAUAUAUAUAGGCAAAAUAGUGUAUACACACAUAUAUAUAUAUAUAUAAAACUUCAUUAACGUUGUGAUCAUUUCAAGAAUUAGUUAUUAGGCACAAGACGAUAAAUAUGUCUGUUAAAGUCAAGUAAAAAGAAUCCCUUUAAAGGUUACCAAAUAAAUAAAUAAUACACCCUUUUAAAUUUAGAAAAAUACGUAUUUAAAUAUUUAUAAGAAAUGCUAAUGCAAUUGAAAUUGUUUUAUUGCAGCAAUUUAUUAAAUACUGCCGAAAGCCUCAACACGAUAGCAAACAGUUUAAUAGUUUCUCAGCCCUUAUAUUUAUUGUAUUCAUUUAAAAAAAUGACACAAUAAAAUUAAGUAUUAUUAAAUUAAAUGAAAAGGAAAAAAAAACAAGAAUUGUUGCCUUAAAACAAUUUCUUUUAAUUAAUCUUUAAUUUUUAGCGCUACAUUGUAUUUAACGCCAACUGGCGCCAAAAUACUACAAAUAAUUAAAGCAUCAAGCCUUAACCAAUGCAACCCGAAAAAAAAAGUAUUUCUUAAUAGACCGAUUAGUUCUAAAAUUAGCGUUGCAAUUUUAUAAAGCGCACAAGAAAACAAUUGCUUUAUUGUUAAUUUAAGAGCAAAUACACAUUUGAUGAACUCAUAUUUAUUUUCAAAUAUAUGUAUAUUUUUUCGGGCUAGAAAAAUAUUGCCUAGCUCACUAGGUAGGUAACUGUUAAGUUUCCACAAUAAAAUUGCUGACCUAAAAAUAACAAUUACUAUUUUCACAACAAAUCUACGUAGAUCUAUACCGAACUCUUUCUUUACCUCAACAAAACUCGAAAGAUAAGCAAUCAAGUCUGACUUUGUACAUAGAACUUUCAAAACUUUCGUAACUGCAAUAUAUAAAAGGCAAACACAUUACAUAACUAAAUUUAAUCAAUGUUUACAGCAAUAUACUUGAACUGUGAACAAACACCAAAACUAGUGAGUCUUUAUAGUGAUUUAUGCUGAAGACAAUUGAGCGCACUGCCAAUCGGGUCGGUCAAUGAAAUCACCUCAAGUUCAGUGCUCAAUUAAAAUCGAGAUUAAGAAGCCUAUCAAUAAUGUGAAUUUGCAUCACAAUUGAUGUGGCCACGUACAUUUUUGAAUUUAGCGAAGGGUAAAAUUCAUAGGCAAUAAUAAUGUUUAAAUUAAAGCGACACAAAUGUUUAAAAAUAAAAAGUAGUUGAAAUUAUAUUUAAACCUUAAACUGUAGCAUUGAUGCUUUGAUAAAAAAUAUAUAUGUAAAAUUACCCGAAAAUUGUAUAAUAGUUAUACAAAUGUGCAGCCAAAUACAUUGACUUGUUGAAAUGUGUUCAUUAAAUAUCAAAAUUCAUAAAAUUACCUUCGGCCAAACUGAAAAUCUAUAUAAAUUGCUCAUUAAUGUACACAAAAAUGGUUUACGCGGACAUCAAACUAUUUGUAUAAAAUAUACGUACUGUACUUUAUAAUAAAUAAUGUACAUGUAUUUAGUUAGUUUUCUUUCAUAAUUUCGAAAGAUUACGGAUUCGUCAAAAUGGCUGUUAAUUUUUGAAUAUAAAAUAUGCUAAAACCGAUUCACAAUGAAAAACCAACUAAUAUAUACAAAAAUACAAAAUUGCGGUUGAACUAAAUUUAAGCAACGCGUUGCCUGCUACAGUAAAACGUAAAUACUUGUAGUUAUGUACUUACAAAUUAACAUAUAAAUAAAACAUCAAUGACUCAAAUGCAAUAUGA
This is a messenger RNA of Drosophila virilis, 3979 nucleotides long. Its product is annotated as ras-like protein family member 10B. NCBI's taxonomy places the organism in Eukaryota, Metazoa, Arthropoda, Insecta, Diptera, Drosophilidae. The record is from RefSeq and is a predicted model, not a curated record. Gene Ontology annotation, molecular function: GTP binding; GTPase activity.